Molecule: messenger RNA, 1243 nt
Organism: Drosophila hydei
Lineage: Eukaryota; Metazoa; Arthropoda; Insecta; Diptera; Drosophilidae
Product: G-box-binding factor
Exons: 1
Coding region: 21-1037 (338 amino acids)
Source: RefSeq, a predicted model, not a curated record
CGUAAUGAUGAGCCAACGAUAUGACCAGCGGCCCUGGAGGUGGUGGAGCACUCGGGGGCGGUGGGCAAGCAGCGCAGCAGCAGCAGCAGCAGCAAAGCAGCAGCAGCAGCGGCAGUAAAUGUGGCAGCAGCAGCAGCAACAACAAUAGCAGCAGCGAACGCAGCAGCGCAGCAACAACAGUGAACAGCAGCAGCACUGGAGCAGUAACGACAACAACUGCAACUGGUGGAUCACUGCAACGUCGCGUUCUUCGUGGCCACGCAGCGCAAACGACCAGUGGAGAGCGCGUGCUGCUUAUUAACUAUGUGCCGCAGUCGGGGGCAUCAGCAUCAGCAGCAGGAACAUCAACAACCUCCACAAUCAGCACAUCACAGUUGCCCACACGCAAAAUACUUCAGGCCAGAGCCACAGCAGCAGCAGCAGCAACAACAGCAUCAACAUCAGCAGCAGCAGCUGGCACAUCAGCAACAGCAUUAGGAGUUGGUGCAACCACCACACAGGCAACUACACCGUCUGUCUCCUUUGCUGGUCUUGGCUCUGAGGUGACAGUUACCUUGACGCGCACCAAUCAGCGCGCCAGCGUAACCAAUGUCACAGCCGCCGGUCAUAUUGUUAGGAAUCAGCAAACCGUCUAUCAAACAACCACCACAUCUGCAGCUGGCGGAUCAACCAGCGCGACGAGCAUCCACGAGCCAGUGCAGCAUUUGGUGGCCCCAACAUCGCCGCCACCGCUGCGCUGGCAACAGCAGCAGCAACAGCACGAAUACCAACAUGAACACCAUCUGGUAGAGGAGGAGCACAUUAUCAUCGAUCAUCAUCAGCAAGCAGAAGCGGAUGAUCAGUUGAUAGAGUACGAUGCCAGCGAGGGUGUUGUCAUUGAGGAUCACGAUCAAGAUCACCAUCAGCAACAACAGCAGCAUCAGCACCAUCAUCACUUGCAGCACCAACAUCAUCAGUUGGAUUUGCAGGAAGAGUUACAGGAUCCCGAUGCACAACAACAGCAUCACGACGUAGUCCAGGAGGUCUAUCUGCAAUAGAACAACAGUGUUACAUAUGCAUAAGGGAAACCAAUUCAUUACCAAUUAUCCAUGUAGUACACAUGUAGUUGUUAGUUUUCUAUAAGUUUUGAUCACGUGUUGAUUGCCAACAAAUUGAGCUUUCUUAAUGGAUAUAUGUAAAAGUAUGUAUUUAAUGGUCCGUGACAUACGUGAACUGGGCUGGCUCUACAUACUUAUAUAUAUAU